AUGUGGAAAUCUUCCUGGAGGAGGAGGAGGAGUGACUGGGUGAGCCUUGCAGGGCUUGUGGAGGAGGAGAGAGUGUGCCUUCCCAAGAGGGAGAUGGCUCUUCUGCCCAGGCUGGAGCCUGGCUGCAAGGACACAGGGCAGGUGGGAAAGCAAGAAGCCUUAGACCCUGAGCCAAGCACGGACCCUCCUGCCUUUCCUGCUGGGAAUGGAGGGCAGUUCUGGGAAGGAGGCCUUUUGGGGAAGGGGCUGCGGGGAGACAGCCCACCUUCAGAGGCAGCGCCAAGCCAGAGCUUCAGGCAGUUCGACUACAAGGAGGCCUUGGGGCCCCGAGAGGUUUGCAGCUGCCUCCACUCUCUCUGCCGCCUGUGGCUGAAGCCUGAGGAACAUACCAAGGCGGAGAUGCUGGACCUGGUGCUCCUGGAGCAGUUCCUGGCCGUCCUUCCUGCGGAGAUGGAGCGCUGGGUGAGGGAAUGUGGGGCAGAGACCAGUUCCCAGGCCGUGGCUUUGGCUGAAGGAUUCCUCCUGAGUCGGGAACAAGAGGAGACGGAGAAGCAGCAACAGGAGGUGGACUUGUGUGCAGCGGUGGCCACCGCGUUGGAAAGGCCUCCCUGCACCUGCAGCCGGAUGCUGGAUUGCUCAGGACAAAGGGAACCACCCAGCUCCACAAGAGGUGAAUCAGAACCAACAUAUACUGGCUUCCCUCUUCCUUUUGAUGUUCUCAGCACACAUUCUGUGAUACCAGAUCAGGUGACCUUCCAAGAGGUGGCCGUGUCUUUCAGUGUGGAGGAGUGGGCCCUGCUGGAUCCGGACCAAAGGGCUUUGCAUCAACAAGUCAUGAAGGAAAAUUUGGAAACGGUGUCCUCUUUAAAAACUCACAGAGAAGGGGAAUCAUCUCAAUACCGGGACUGUGGAGAGAAGAAGGAGCUGGGCCUCUCUGGUCAGGAAGCAACGUACGCUAAAAGAAUGCCUUUUAAGUGCUUGGAGUGUGGAAAAUGUUUCCGUCAUAAGAAAAGCAUUGCUCGUCAUCAAGCAGUGCACACGGGAGAGAAAAAGUUCAAAUGCUUGGAAUGUGGAAAGGGCUUCAUUCAGAAGAUAGAUCUCACCUAUCAUCAAGCUACUCACACUGGGGAGAAGCCAUUUAAAUGCUUGGAGUGUGGAAAGAGUUUCACUCAAAAGAAAGGCCUCACCUUUCAUCUGGUUACUCAUACUGAGGAGAAGCCAUUUACAUGCUUGGAGUGUGGCAAGGGCUUCUUUCGGAGGCUAAAGCUGACUCGUCAUGAAGCAAUUCAUACUGGGGAGAAGCCAUAUACAUGCUUGGAGUGUAGAAAGAGCUUCAUUCAGAAGAUACACCUGACUCGUCAUCAAGCUACUCAUACUGGGGAGAAGCCAUUUACAUGUUUGGAGUGUGGGAAGAGUUUCACUCAGAAGAAAAGCCUCACCUGUCAUCAAGCUACUCAUACUGGGGAGAAGCCAUUUACAUGCUUGGAGUGUGGGAAGAGCUUCAUUCAGAAGACAAACCUGACUCGUCAUGAAGCAAUUCAUACUGGGGAGAAGCCAUUCAAAUGCUUGGAGUGUGGAAAGAGUUUCACUCAGAAGACAAGCCUCACCUGUCAUCAAGCUACUCAUACUGGGGAGAAGCCAUUUACAUGCUUGGAGUGUGGAAAGCGUUUCACUCUGAAGAAAAGGCUUAUCUAUCAUAAAGCUAUUCAUACUGGGGAGAAGCCAUUUACAUGCUUGGAGUGUGGAAAGCGUUUCACUCUGAAGAAAAGGCUUAUCUAUCAUCAAGCUACUCAUACUGGGGAGAAGCCAUUUAUAUGCUUGGAGUGUGGGAAGGGCUUCAUUCAGAAAGCAAGCCUCACUUCUCAUCAAGCUACUCAUAUUGGGGAGAAGCCAUUUAAAUGCUUGGAGUGUGGGAAGAGUUACACUCAGAAGACAGGUCUCACCUCUCAUCAAGCUACUCAUACUGGGGAGAAGCCAUUUACAUGCUUGGAGUGUGGGAAGGGCUUCAUUCAGAAGGCAAACCUCACUUCUCAUCAAGCUACUCAUACUGGGGAGAAGCCAUUUAAAUGCUUGGAGUGUGGGAAGAGUUAUACUCAGAAGACAGGUCUCACCUCUCAUCAAGCUACUCAUUCUGGGGAGAAGCCAUUUCAAUGCUUGGAGUGUGGGAGAUCUUUUACAGACAAAAGACGUCUAAUUGCUCAUCAAGCAACACACUCUGGGCAAAAGCCAUUCAAAUGCUUGGAUUGUGGAAAGGGCUUCGCACAGAAGGCAAGCCUCACCCAACAUCAAAGAAUCCACACUGGCGAAAAACCAUUUAAAUGCUUGGAGUGCGGAAAGAGCUUCAGGCAGAAGGCAUGCUUUGCCUCUCACCAGACCAUUCACACAGGGAAGAAACCCUUUCAGUGCUUGGAGUGCGAAAGCUCUUUUACAGAAAAACGAGGUCUAAUUGCUCAUCAAGCAACACAUUCUGGGGAAAAGCCAUUCAAGUGCUUGGAUUGUGGAAAGGGCUUCGCUCGGAAGAUAAUCCUCAAAGAACAUAAAAGAAUCCACUCUGGUGAAAAGCCAUUCAAAUGCUUGGAUUGUGGGAAGGGCUUCACAUGGAAGGCAGGCCUCAGAGAACACCAAAGUGUCCACUCAGGGGGAAAACCCUUUAAAUGCCUGGAUUGUGGGAAGGGCUUCGCAUGGAAGGCAAGCCUCACACGACAUCAAAGAAUCCACUCUGGUGAAAAAGCGUUUCAGUGUUUGGAGUGUGGAAGAUGUUUCAGAUUGAAGCAAAGCCUACAUCUUCAUCAAGUGAAACACACAGGGGAAAGAACCCUUUUAAUGUCUGUAGUGCCGAAAGAGCUUUUGCCAAAGAAACACCUAGGCCCUGUUAAGGUUUCUAUCUAGUUAUGUUCUUUCAAUAAAGUCUUCUUUGUAAGUUUGAACCUGCUCCUGAAUUGCUGAAGCUCAAUCACUAAAUCACUGGCACCAGAAUCUUCUGUUUUGCUGAACUGCCACAACAGCUUUUGUUGCUGAUUAUGUUUAAUUUUAAAUAUUACCACCCUUCUUUCUACUUUUUCAAUUGCUUUCCGUCCCUGGCCAAACUUCUGUCGGACUUCCAGUGUCAGGCUCUGGAAGAUCUUGGACUUAAAAUUAACCUCACAACAAUAAAAUUCUGGAGACAAGUGU
Molecule: messenger RNA, 3171 nt
Organism: Anolis carolinensis (green anole)
Lineage: Eukaryota; Metazoa; Chordata; Lepidosauria; Squamata; Anolidae
Product: zinc finger protein 665-like
Exons: 5
Coding region: 1-2889 (962 amino acids)
Biological process (GO): regulation of DNA-templated transcription
Source: RefSeq, a predicted model, not a curated record